Messenger RNA from Mercenaria mercenaria, 3229 nucleotides. RefSeq lists its product as uncharacterized. The transcript is spliced from 10 exons. Lineage: Eukaryota; Metazoa; Mollusca; Bivalvia; Venerida; Veneridae. The coding region runs from base 1 to 1965 and encodes 654 amino acids. The record is from RefSeq and is a predicted model, not a curated record.
AUGACUGACUUAGAUAAAUAUCAGGAUGUUAUUGAGGAAGACUUUUCUAGUUUGCUGCCAUUUGUCAUCGAGGAAGAUUUCUCUUGUUCAGUUGCUUCAGAUUUUGAAAUUGACGCUGAAAACUCAGAUGUUGUUGGUCAGGGUGCACUUACAUCAGUUGAGAAUUUACCUAUAAGAAAAAGGAAACGGACAAAAAAUGUUCAGAAAAAUCCACAUCCAAAGAGGGGCAAGCUUGAAGUUCAAGAUGCUACAGUAAAGAAAGUUUAUUUGUCUCUAUGUUGUCAGUUACACUGUCUGAACAGCUUCACUGCAGAAGAGAUAAUGGAUGCUAGAAAAGCCUUCUGGUCAAAAAGUCGACAGAGUCAGAGAAGAUUUAUUUACAAGGGUCUACGUUCAAGAAUCAACACGCAGUUCAUUGUAGAUGGCCGCAGGCUUUGUGAGAGUGGUUGGUGUUUAUUGUAUGGAGUAAAAGACAGAAGAUUUAGAGCUAUCAAGGCAGAACUGUCCAAAGGUACAGCACCAAGCAGUGAUACAAAGAUGCUGGUGUCCCCAUCAAAGAGGUAUCUGAUAGCGAAGACAUGGCUGGGCGAUUACGUCAGGUUAUUAUCAGAUAAACAACCUAAUAAAGAGGAGCGCCAUUUGCCAAGUUGCCUUACGAAAGAAUGGAUUCAUAAACUGUACGCUGAAAAUACCACAAAAGCUCAAGAAAUCCCACUUGGACAGUCUGCAUUCAAAGAGAUGUGGCUAACAGAAUUUCCGGAUGUAAAGAUAUCAAAGGGAAAAGGUAGUCAUUUCCAGUGCACACACUGUAACAACUAUACAACAACUCUUGUAAAUCAGGACAUCGGAAAGACAACAGAAGGAGUGGUGUUAGACAUGAGGACAGAGCAUCUGGAACUACAGACCGAGUGUAGACAGAAGUACUAUAAACAUAUUAAAAAGUCGAGACUGAAUCCAGAGAAGUACAUAAGUGUAAUUAUUGACAAUAUGGACUCUGGGAAGACAAAAUUGCCAAGAUACACAUCUAAUGUUAAGGCAGAUGCCUCUUUAAGUACAAUGCAACAUCAUCUUACUGGAGUAAAGUGCCAUGGACAAGGAAGAACUUAUGUGUACUCAUGGACAGACGCUUUAAAGUGUGACUGCAAUAUUACCAUCAACUGCUUAAUGCAUGUUCUUCUUGAUAUAAGCAAGGAACAUGACUGUAUGCCAGAGACCCUCUAUAUACAAGCAGACAAUAGUGGGAAAGAUAAUAAGAAUAACUAUGUGUUGUUGUUCCUGGCCCACCUUGUGUACAUUGGUAUAUUUAAGAAGAUCAAGCUGAAUUUCCUAAUGGUGGGGCAUACGCAUGAAGAUAUAGAUGCUGUGUUUAGUAGAGUUGGAAAAAGAUUAAAGCUAAAAGACGCCCCAACUUUACCGAAACUGCAUCAUGCAGUUAGACAAUGUAUGGAUCCUGCACCGAUUGUUAACCAUCUUUCAAGUGUGUGGGAUUUCAGGGCCAAAUGUCUGAGUAGUUCUAUCUCUUACUCUGGAUUCCAAGGUGUGCACCAUUUCACCUUCAAGAUGAAGGAAGGAAGGUUGAAGAUGCUGUACAAGGACUGGCCAUCAGAUAGUUACUCGGUACUGGAUAUGACGGAGAAUGUGGCCAGUCUUGAUUUUGACUAUUUGGUAAAUGCAGAAAUUAACGAAAAGGUAGUGUCAGUAAUCUCAAGCAUGGAAGCAGAUCUUCCAAAGUACUCGCAAGCAGGUCGUAUGGAGGAUGAAGACCAAAAAUGGUGGGAAACCUAUCUGAAAGGUAUUGAACGAGCUGCCAGAAUGGCCCCCAUCAUACCUCGUAUUGCUGAGCUACCUAAAUUCAGUUCGGUACAGGAGACAGAGACAGGGUCAAACACACUGUCGGCCAUGAGGGAGCAUCAAAGGAAACUGAAACAGAAAUCGGUGAUAAAGGCCUCAAAAAGAAGAUCAUGAAUGUGAUGUAUUACACUGUGUAAACUGGACAUUUUGACAGUCUUGCAGACAGCUCUGCAUUCUUAUAAAUGAGUUCAGUUGUCCGUGUGUUGAUAAGUAUUAAAUACCUGGUAUAAUAUUUUGGACCACAAGAUGUUUGAAAUUCUAUACAUAUUUCUGUAUAAGAUAUUAUUUCAAAUACAAAUACAUGUACAUUCAGUCGAGAAAACUUGUUAUAACAUAUACAUAACUUCAUUGGUUCAGAGAUGGUAUUUCAAAAUUUUCCAUUAAUCUAGUUAAUUAAAAAUCCAACAAUAAAAGAUUUUUCUCCAGUGUCUUUACCAAGUUAACAGUUUAGCCAGCUGCUCAUUUUUGAAUCCCCCUUUGCCCACCAAUGAGUGGUGACGGCAUAUAGAUGUGAUCUUGUCAAUAUAUUUCAUAUAAAUUGAUGAAACCUUGCAGGAGUAUUUAUCAUGAUAUGAACUUGCACAUCUACUUUUCUUCUGCCUCCGCCCUUAAUUCCAGAGUAAUGGCUUCUGAAACAGUAAAAGAUACACAUUUUCACCUUGUGACAUGUCUCGCCCAAAAAGUGUUUCAGACUGCCUGCUUAGCUCAGUAGGGAGAGCGAUGGUCUACGGAUCACUGGUUUGAUCCUGGAGCGGGGCAUAUGUUCUCCGUGACAAUUUGAUAAAAGACACUGUGUCUGACAUCAUUUAUCCUCCGCCUCUGAUAAUUCAUGUGGGGAAGUUGGCAGUUACUUGUGGAGAACAGGGGUCAGUUGUUCGAAACUUUAACCAGCUGUUAAACUAACUGGUUUAGGCUUUACCCCCCUUAAGACUUGAAACAUUGAAUUAUUGUCACUUAAUUGUGACAGAUUUAUUAGUGGGGAUACACCCUGUGUCAAACAUACACAUUCUAGUUUAAUAUAAAUAUGCAUGCAUUUACAAGGAUAAAUUACUCCUGCAUCAUUUUUAAUGCCUUUCUUCAAGAAAGGUUGAUAAGAGACAUUGUGUUUUAAUUGCUUAUUAGCAUAAAUUUAUAAUACUGUUCAUUGCAUGCCAUGCACAAUAUAGAAUGGCAUUGAAAAGGAGAAGCUGUUUGGACUAUAUUAGAAAUUAUGAUUUAGUUGGCAAUUGAUAAUGAAAGGUACUUUAAAGUACAGAAUAGAAAAUAAAAAGAGAAUGUGUAAAUUGUAAAUCAUCCUUCCUAAAGUGACUUGCAGACUUUAGUCACGUUGUGUACAUUUCUGUGACCCUGAUCAAUGGAGAACAUCUGUGUAGCUGUA